Molecule: messenger RNA, 2578 nt
Organism: Xyrauchen texanus (razorback sucker)
Lineage: Eukaryota; Metazoa; Chordata; Actinopteri; Cypriniformes; Catostomidae
Gene: serpina10b
Product: serpin peptidase inhibitor, clade A (alpha-1 antiproteinase, antitrypsin), member 10b
Exons: 6
Coding region: 138-1343 (401 amino acids)
Biological process (GO): blood coagulation; negative regulation of endopeptidase activity
Molecular function (GO): serine-type endopeptidase inhibitor activity
Source: RefSeq, a predicted model, not a curated record
AGCUUGGAGGGCACUAUGGUGUUGAAUGUGGAGCUGUAGUCUACAAACAGCAUUCUCACAUAUUUUCCAGAGACACAAACGGUCAGCAGAAGAAUCUCCAUCGUCACUGAGUGUGUGAAACACAUUUCAUUCCUAAAAUGGAGUUCCGAGCACUUUUCAUCAUCAUUUAUUCAUCGGGUUUUCUGAGCACCUUCAAAACUCAAGAAGUCAAAACUCCUAACGUCACCGAUCUGGCCUUCAAAAAUAUCGACUUUGCCAUGAAUCUCUAUCGCAAGAUAUCCAGUUAUCACGACAGGAACGUGUUCUUGUCGCCGCUCAGCAUCUCCACGUCUUUCGCCACACUCUUAUUGGCUGCUCAGGGCUCGACCCGCGCUCAGAUCGUGAAGGGACUGAAUCUUGAAUCUCUGGACGAUUCUCGAGAUGUUCAAGUGAUUCCGCGACUCUUUGAGCAGCUGCAGAAGAAUCUGUCUCUCGAUAGGACGCUGCAGAUGGAGCAGAGCACGGCGCUCUUUAUAGAUGAGCAGUUUCAGGUCGAGACUCUUUUCAGUGAUCAGAUCAAGAAGUUCUUUGGCGCUGAGGUCAAUAAUGUGGAUUUUGGGAAGACUGAGACCAGCCGGCAGUUCAUCAAUGAAUACGUGAGCAAAAAAACAGGUCAUAAAGUGAACGAGAUGGUGAAGAGUAUCAAGCCGCUGACACAGAUGAUGCUGAUCAACACCAUCUUCUAUCAGGGUGGCUGGGAACAUCCCUUUGACCCAAACAACACAAAAACAAGUCGCUUUUUUAUAGACAAGUACAACAUUGUUCAGGUUGCGAAGAUGUUGAAGGAGGAUAAAUUCUACACGACUGAAGACAGCGAGAUCAGAGCACGAGUGCUGCGGCUGUCGUAUCGUGAUGGAGUCGCCAUGUUGAUACUACUGCCUGAUGAAAAUGUGGAUUAUACCAUCAUAGAUGAUGAAAUCAAUGCACAACGAUUCUUCAAAUGGAUCAAAAACAUGAGAAAAAUCAAACUGGAGGUUCAUCUGCCCAAGUUCAAGAUGGAGCAGUCUUAUGUUUUGCAUGACAUUUUGCCUCAUUUGGGCAUCAAGAGUGUUUUUGAAGAUUCAGCAGAUCUCACGGGUUUGAGUAAAGACGCGGGGCUGAAGGUCUCACAGGUGCUGCAUAAAGCUGUUAUUGAGGUGGAUGAGAAAGGCACGACUGCGGCUGCGGCGACAUCGAUGGGAAUUACAGCUUAUUCUCUUCCAGCAACAUUCAUCGUGGACCGACCAUUCUUCUUCUUCCUGUAUCAUGAAGCCACUCACAGUCUGAUGUUUAUGGGCAGAGUGAUCGACCCCACACAGAACUGACACAAACUACAUUGAUUGGAGGAUCUUUUCAAAUGAACCUCAUUAAAACAUACUUUAUGCAUGUACGCAGAUGUAGAUGUGACUUUUUGUCUAACACACCUCAAGCACACGGGUCUGUUCACCAGAGUUACAUGUGGUUUUGCAUUUCUGUGUUAAUAUUAAACCUCAGUACCAAUUUGACAACAGUUAGAAAGAUUGGUGCUAUAAACAGCUAUAACAUUCUUAGCAAGAUUCUCUUCAAACUGUUGCUCCACCAUGAAAGUAGAUGAUCCGAAACAGAAAACUGACCAUAGAAGAAGAUAGUUGACGCUUAUGUCUGCUCUGGUGCCCCCUUUGGCAACGCUGAGAAAACAAAAUGUAUUUGUAUAGAGUGCAACACCCACCAAUUCUAUACAAAUACUUGUUCCGGAAGGAUUUUCCCAUUUAUUUAUUUCCAUAGUGAUUUCAUAGAAUCCUUUAUUAAAGAGUUGUGCACCAUGAACCAAACCAACCAGCAUCCCAAUCCCAACAUCACAAACUUUCAUUUGACAAUCAGACAAAAACACAAAGAUGAAUGAACUACAAUCCCAUGAAGCAUUGCGAAAUAUAUAAAACUAAUGAUUUAAACUUGAUUAGAAAAAUAAAAACAAUAGAUUUAAUGUAUAUCACAAAAUAUGCAAAUAUAUCAGCAGUUUUGUGAGCGUCAUUCACAGUGCAUCAUGGGAGUGGGCGGAGCUCUUUAGAUGUGAUUCUCUGAUUGGUGGAUCUUUCUCUUCAGGAUUAUGGGUAGUGUAGUUCUUCAACAGGAAUUCCGAUAUACAACACGAUUUUUAAAAAAUGUAGUUGAAAUAACAUGGACUGAUGUCUUCAACAGAAGCAUAUAACAUCAAGUAUCAACAUCAGAGCUCACGGUACGUCUGUCUUUCAAGGUUUAUAAGUUAUUGUUAAUAAUCAAUUCACAUAUGGAGAAAAGGAAUGGGGCUUUAACUUCUGAAACCAGACUGUUUCACUCUGUUGCAUUAUGAAUUGUGAUCUUGACACAUUGUGGAUCGCACCAAUGCACAAAAUCAAGCUUGCAUUGCGAAAAGCACCUUUAUUCACGUACUAGCUUAUGGACUAAAAAAUGAAAUAAUAUACUAUAACAUUUGCUUCAGUGUGUCAAACUAAAAUAGCAGCAAAAUGACAUUAAGUGAUAAAUAAGACAUAAAACAUAAUGAAACACUUUUGAAAUAAAAAUCAUCGGAGUCUUUAAUCUC